Messenger RNA from Temnothorax curvispinosus, 957 nucleotides. RefSeq lists its product as uncharacterized. The transcript has a single exon. The coding region runs from base 1 to 957 and encodes 318 amino acids. Lineage: Eukaryota; Metazoa; Arthropoda; Insecta; Hymenoptera; Formicidae. The record is from RefSeq and is a predicted model, not a curated record.
AUGGAAAAUGGAACAUAUAUUGAUGAUUUUUUCGGAGGCAAAGAUACUCUAGAGAAAGCUUGUAAAGUAGCAGACCAGGUAAAUAGGCUCUGCAUGGCGGGCGGUUUCACAUUGAAAAAGUGGAUUAAUAACGAUCCUUACGUUCUUAAAUUUAUUCCUAAACAGAAUCGAAUUAGUGCGUCAACUAUUCAAAUUGAUGAUUCCUCAAUUGUUCAUGCUCUCGGAUUAGCAUGGCAUCCAUCCACGGAUCAAUUUAAUUUCACUUUACGUUUAGAUGAACCGAAGACUAUCUAUAAACGAACUAUCUUGUCAACUAUCUCCAAACUGUUUGAUCCGCUUGGAUUCAUAUCUCCUAUUACCAUUACUGGUAAAAUUCUAAUACAAGAAUUGUGGUCUAGUGGACUGGGGUGGGAUGAUUCACUCCCUCCUGUACUUAUAGAUAAAUGGUCAGAUUUUAUAAAAAGGCUGCAAGAUGCUUCAAACUUUACUUUUCCAAGAUGGAUCGGUUUUAAUUCGAUUGACUCAUUUGAACUCCAUGGGUUUUGUGAUGCUUCUCAGCAGGCAAUAAGUGCAGUAGUAUAUCUCAGAUUUUGUUCUAGCGAUGCAUCCGUUACCACUACUCUUGUAGCUUCCAAAACAAAGGUCGCACCUUUGAAACGACUUACAAUACCAAGACUUGAGCUUUUAGGAGCUGUAUUACUCGUUAAAUUAGUAAAAUCUAUCCUUCUUACAAUGGGAAAACCUGUACCGAUAUUCGCAGGGAUAGAUUCUCAAGUAGCUUAUACAUGGAUUACUAAUCAUCCUUCUCGUUGGAAGGAGUUUGUACACAAUAGGGUUUGUUACAUACAAGAAACAUUGCCACAAUGCAAAUGGAGAUUGGUGCCAGGAGUAGAAAAUUCAGCAGAUUUAGCAACUAGAGGAAUUACUUCUUCUCAACUUACUGAAAGUUCUAUAUGA